UUUUAUGGUCCCUUCUCCAUCUGAGAAGUGCUUUUCUUAAAAUGACUUUUAAAAAAUUAUGAGUUUUUAAAAUUGAUGUUCCUAAUUGGGUUUUUUGUUUUGUUCUGUUUCUAUUAACAUCUCUGAAAUAUAUCCCCCAGGAUUCCUUCUCCUUCCCUUCCCAGAGAAGCACCUUAUUUUUUAAAAAAAUUAGAUGGCCUGUGGCAAAAUCUAGCAUUUGAGACUUUGAGUGUUUGAUCUAAUGUGGAACUGAACACAAUGAGUCCUUUAGUGUCUUAAGUUUUUAAACUUAAGGCAGCUAGGUUGUAAGCAGAAGCUGGAGUCUAAACCUGGGAUCCAGAAGAUCUGAGUUAACAUCUGAGCUCAGAUCCUUUUUUUUUUUUUAAUAAACCCUUACCUUCUAUCUUAGAAUCAAUACUAAUUAUUGGUUCCAAGGCAAAAGAGCAGUAAGGGCUAGGCAAAUUAUGGUUAAGUGACCUGACCAGGGUCAUGAAGCUAGGAGAAGUGUCAAUGCAGGACCUCCCAACUUCAGGCCUGGCACUAUAUCCACUGAGCUACCCUAGCUGCCUUGGACUUAGACACUUAUUAGUUAAUGACCCCGGAACCUCUUUCAACCUCAAUUUCCUCUUCUCUAAAAUGGGGGCAAUAGUAGCACUUCCUUCCCAGGGUUUGUUGUAGGGAGCAAAUGAGAUCAUAUUUGCAAAGCACUUUGCAAACUUCAGAGUGCUAUGUAAAUGCUCGCUUACUGUUUUAACAAAUAAUUCUUACAUUUUAUUUUUUCCAAUUUAUAGACGUUUUAAACAUUCUUUAAAAAUUUUUUUUGAGUUCCAAGUAGUCAUGCAAAACAUUUACAUAUUUAGCUUAUUAUUAUUAUUGCUCUUGUUAUUUAUUCUUAGAAACACUUGGAAAGUCACACGGGUGGACUUAUUGUAGUUGUCCUUACUCUUUGAAGGGAAACUAAUGUGCACCGAUAGCAUGUUUUCAGAGGAGUUUUCAGGCUAGUAGAUAAAAUAUCACACUUCUCAUUAAGGUGGGUUGAUUCAGAAACUUGUUAGGAGACUCGGUUUCCUUAUUUCUAAGCUAGUACUUUGGGUCUUUGACUCAGCAUUUUUAUGAAUGCCAAAUGAAAUAAUAUAUGUAAAAUGCUUUGAGAAUUAAAAUAUUUUAUGAAUAACAAAAUAAUGUAUGGGGCAGUUCAGUGAUGUGGUAGGUAGAGUCAGGAAGGCUCAUCUUCCUCUGUUCAAAUCUGGCCUCAAACACUAGCAGCAUGACCCUGGGCAAGUGACUUAAUCCUCUUUGCCUCAGUUUCUUUAUCUGUAAAAUUAGCUGGGGAAAGAAAUGGCAAGCCAUUCAAAUGACUUUGCUAAGAAAACCCCAAAUGGAGCCAUGAAGAGGUGGACAUGACUGAAGCAACUGAACAACGUGAAUGAUAAUGUCUGCAGAAUGCCUUGUGAAUUCUGGAGCAAUAUAGAGGACAGCUUCUUCUUCCAUCAUGACUAAGUGGGGUAAUAAGCCGCCAAGGGUGUCUACUCUUUAGUCCUUGGGUUUUGGCUGAUGUUCUUUUAGAUUGCCCCCCCCCCCAAUUGUGAUCAAAAUAAGAAUUUUUCAAAGGGUCUUUUUUUGGAAUGUUCCUUAAAGAGCAUUCCAUUCACUGUCAUGGUGCCUCAUCUGACUGUGAACAUAGUGGCGCCCUCUCAGAGUCGGACAGAUGCAACUCACACAUCACUAUGGGCGACAUCAUUCCCCUUAUCCUCUGGCUGUCUUGCUGAAAGGAGGGAGCUCCUACAAUGGCGCUCAGCUCCUUCCUUUAGAAAAGUUGGUGACUCAGUGGGUAGAGCACCUUGCCUGGGUUCUAAUCUGUUCUCAGACACUCCCUUUGUGUGUGAGUCACUUAAACCCUUUUGCUUAGCCCUUGUCCUUCUGUCUUAGAGUCAUUACUAAAACAGUAAGGGCUUAAAAAAGAAAGAAAAAAAGGAAAAGUUGGUCAUAGAUCAAGAGCCAGUAGUAGAAGGGACCUUGAUUGGCAUCUUGUCUGACCCUCUCCAUUUACAGAUGAGGAAACAGGCCUCUUGAAUUCAGUGACUUGCUCAGUCACUCCCUUAGCAAAUGGAAAAGCCAGGAUUCCAACCCACCUCUCUCAGAUCAGAACCAGAACAUUAAUAAGAGCCCCCUCCUCUGUUGAGUUAGAUUAUAGCCCAAAAAGAAUGGAAUAUGGACAGAGAACCCCGCAGUUAAUUUUUAGGGGCCUCUUGCUACCUUUCAUACAAACCACAAAAAAUCUCUCAGUUUAUUUCAGAAGAGUUCUUUUAUGGAACAUAUAUAACUCUACGACUGUGAUCCAGACAGGAUAAGUUACAGAUCAUUUUGGAGGGAAGCUGCCUGGGAAAGGCCUCUUGUGAAGGGGGGAUUUUAGCUUGAAGGAAGCCAGGGAGAAGAGGCAGAGAUGAGGAGGGUAGGGGAUAGCCAAUGGAAAUGCCCAGAGUCUGGAGAUGGGGUGCCCAACUGCAAGGAGGCCAGUGUCACUGGAUCGUAAACUACAUAGAAGGGAGUCCUCUGUAAGAAGACUAGGAAGGUAUGAAGGGUUCAGAUUAUAAAGGGCUUUAACACCCAAACACAGAAUUUUUUUAUUACAUCAUGAGGUCACUGGAGUUCCAUGAAUAAGCUAUUGCCAUGGUCACUUUAAGAAGAUCAUUCUGGAAGGUAGGCCAGAGUGGGCAGGGCCUUAAAGGAGAGAUACCAACCAACAGGCUGUAGAAAUGAUGACAGGAUGAGGGUGGUGGCAACUGCAUGAUGGAAGGCCGGGGCAUGUUCCAGAGAUGUCGUGAAGACUCUUGGGAGGAUUUGACAGAGUUGGUGGAGCAAAUACGUGGCGAUCCAGAAGAUCCCAAUUAUCUGAUGGCUAAUGAGCGAAUGAACCUGAUGAACAUGGCCAAGCUGAGUAUAAAGGGGCUAAUCGAGUCAGCCCUGAACCUGGGGAGAACCUUGGACUCAGACUAUGCCCCUCUCCAGCAGUUCUUUGUGGUCAUGGAACACUGCCUGAAGCAUGGUUUGAAAGCCAAGAAAACUUUUCUUGGGCAAAAUAAAUCCUUCUGGGGCCCAUUGGAACUGGUGGAGAAGCUUGUUCCUGAAGCCGGAGAGAUAACAGCAAGUGUUAAAGACCUUCCAGGCCUUAAGACACCUGUGGGCAGAGGGAGAGCCUGGCUCCGCUUGGCAUUAAUGCAGAAGAAGCUCUCGGAAUAUAUGAAAGCCCUGAUCAAUAAGAAGGAGCUUCUCAGUGAAUUCUAUGAGCCCAAUGCUCUGAUGAUGGAAGAGGAAGGGGCAAUCAUCGCUGGUUUGUUAGUGGGACUGAAUGUCAUUGAUGCUAAUUUCUGCAUGAAAGGAGAAGAUUUGGACUCCCAGGUGGGAGUUAUAGAUUUUUCAAUGUAUCUCAAGGAUGGGAACAGCACUAAAGGCAAUGAAGGAGAUGGCCAGAUUACUGCUAUACUGGAUCAGAAGAACUAUGUAGAAGAACUCAACAGACAUUUGAAUGCAACAGUAAACAAUCUUCAGGCCAAAGUGGAUGCUUUAGAAAAGUCUAACACUAAAUUGACCGAGGAGCUUGCAGUUGCCAACAACAGGAUUAUCACUCUGCAAGAAGAAAUGGAACGCGUCAAAGAGGAAAGUUCCUAUAUUUUGGAAUCAAAUAGAAAAGUCACCAAGCAAGACAGAACUGCAGAUGGGCAGGCCCUGAGUGAAGCUAGAAAACAUCUAAAAGAAGAAACACAAUUGCGACUGGAUGUGGAAAAAGAACUGGAGAUGCAGAUCAGCAUGAGACAGGAGAUGGAGUUGGCCAUGAAGAUGCUGGAGAAGGAUGUGUGUGAGAAACAAGAUGCUCUUGUCUCUCUGCGGCAGCAGCUUGAUGAUCUCAGGGCCCUCAAACAUGAGCUUUCCUUUAAGCUGCAGAGUUCAGAUUUGGGAGUUAAACAAAAAAGUGAAUUGAAUAGUCGCUUGGAGGAGAAGACCAAUCAGAUGGCUGCUACCAUUAAACAGCUGGAACAGAGAUUGCGCCAGGCUGAGCGAGGCCGCCAGUCUGCUGAGGAGGACAACCGUCUUUUCAAGCAGGACUUUGGGGAGAAGAUCAACAGUUUGCAGCUGGAAGUGGAAGCACUCAUCAGGCAGCGGGGCCAGCUUGAGCUAGAGCUGAAACGGGAACGAGAAAGAAGAUUCCAAAAUAGUCAACGUGGCCCAGAGAAAACCUCACAGAAGACAGAACCUAAAAUGGAUGAGAAGCAUAAAAUCCAAGAGGAAAAUGCUAAACUAAAAAAGCCCUUGGAAGAUGGCCACAGAAUUCUCCCUACCAAACCGCAGCCUCCCUCUGCCAUUCAGCAGGAUCAACUGUCCCCAUUGGGAAAGCCAGAGAGGUGCCAGCUGUGCCAGGAGGAGGGCAGCAAGACCAAGAACGUGUGCAAGAAUUGUGGCGGCACCUUCUGCGAGGCGUGCUCGGCCAGCAAGCUGCCCCUUCCUUCGAGCAUCAACCCUGAGCACGUUUGCAACCCGUGCCACGAUCGCCUGAUGAAGCAGUACUCGGUCAGCCCCUCUUAAGGCUGGGGCCCAGCACGGACACAGAUAGCUUCCUCCGGGGCUGCUGUCCACUUGGGCUCAGUGCCCGGGUCCCACCCGAAAGGCCCACCCUUAGAACCAGCAGGGGCGUGUAGAGAAAGAGAACUAUUGGAAGUCACCGAAGCGAGGCAGCAGGGAUAUUGGCGUGCUCAAAACUGCCUUCUCUCCCGAGUGACGACCACCAAAGCAGUCUCGUUGACCUUUGUCUUAGCCAUGGAUUUGUUACACAGAAUGACUCUAGAUGGCCGCACGAGUCUAGGAACAGAGGCAGGGUGCCUGGGGCAGGAGGGCAUCGGGAAGGAAUUGUUCCUGUGGACAACCACAAGUCAUCCUCGGCCCUGCUCGUGGGCAGGCCCAAGGGAGAUCCAACGAUAAAGGUCAUUUUUUUCUACCGCCAAACGCUCCUGCCUCCUCUCAUCAUCUUUGUCAAACUGUGAACUUGACCUCAGGGAUUCUGGUUCUAUAUUUUUCUGAAUGUAUUGAACCCAAGAUGGUGGUUUCUUUCAUCUUCUUUUAGCACCAGGAAGUUCUUGCUGUUGGCCAGAAUAGCAAGAGAAACGUGGGGAAGACUUUGGAAUAGGGCCGUUAUUUUCUUCCCCAAAUCCUUGGCUCCUCUGAAGUCACCUCUGGGGAAACCUCUAAAUUCCAAUAGGCUCGUCCCACUGAAAAUGGAUUUUUGCCUCCAUGUCCUCACGGUACCUGUUGGCAUGGAAUUUAGAGGAAAUUCUUGUGGUGGUGAGGACCAGGGUGCGAAAUGUCACAUGCACUGUCUGAGAGAUGCACUGUUGGUUUUUUCUGAGCUGUGUUUGCUCCUUUUUAACUCUUAGGUGUGUUAGGAUAGCUAGAGAGGGCUCUGUUCAGACACAAAAGGAGAGGGAAAAGGUAUCCACUUAGAAACUAGGGGCUUUGACUUGAACGUAGACAACUAGUCUUGGUUAACCCAAGAUUUCAGUGGAGAGUGAAUGGCUGAAAUAACUUUUAAGCAGUUUUUAAUAGCCCCUUUCCUGGCUCUCCGUCAGUGUUUUAGAAACUCAGCCUAUGUAAAUAGCAGAAACAAGGGUUUGGUUUAAUGGUACUGAUUCUUUGAUGGGUCCCACAGAGACAUCACUGCCAGUGGCCUCCCAGAAUCCUUUGAGGAAAGGAGAAAAGGGGAAGUACGUAGAAUGUUUUCUCUAAGGAAAUAUUUAUAGGAGAACCUUAAGAUAGAUAUAUUGUGUUUUAGGUUAUCUUGUCCCAUCUAGGGUCUGAGAUAUAGAACCUUCUGCUCGGAUUUAAGAAUCUUGAGAAAGAAAAAAAAAAUCUAGUGAUACUAUUUUUUAAAAAUCCUAUUUGCUGGAAAGGAUAUGGGGUUUGAGGAAAGUAUGGUUAUCUUCUGAAGGAAUGUUGAGAAAAAAGCCCUCAGAAAAGGAAAAGCACUGUACCACUUGGUAAGGUUGGCAUUUGAGAUUCGAGAAAAUCAAAUAUGGCACAGGGUCCUGUCCCCCCUCCCCGUCAAAGGUAUUUGUGAUCUGUCAGCCCUAAAGGGGAGGUAAUGAAUUCCUUUUUUUUUCUUUUUUAAAGAAAGCCUCUUUUGUGGAAUCUGGGUGAUGUGAGUGAAGUAAUUUUAAAAAAAGAGAUGGAGUGGUUCCUAGGAUUACCACCUUUCUUUGAAAGAAUUAAGAUCAUACAGAAAGAGACACCAGCAAGUCAGCUUAGUGGAGAUCCAGAGUUAACCAAAGCCUCCGAGCUUUGCUGCCAAGUUAAGACUGUCUAUAAUAAAAAGCUUCUUUAAAAGGGGGCUCACAUCUCCAAAAUAACCUCCCAGAUGGAAAUGGUGGCCCACGCCCCUCAGUACAGCUCGAUUUUCUGUAAGAUGAUCUGUAGCUGCUUCUGCUAAUCCAAGGUAUAGAGCCCAUUAAAACAAUCUGAUUAAGUGAAUUGAUGGUUAAGGAGAGCAAAAAUUCCCAUCUUCAUAUGCAGAUUUUUUUUUGAAAGUCUCAGCCCAGAAAAGAAGAACAUUUCUUCCAAAUUAAAUAUUUCCAGUUGAUUCUGGUAGAAAAUAAAAUGCUUGAUUUCUUCAUUUUCCCUCUAAAUCCAGUAUACUGAAUUUGUGAGAAAUGUCAGAUUUGCAUUAAACUUAUAAAAGAGACCAUUUUUCUAGCAAAUUGAUCAGCUUCUUUGCCUUCAGUCUGUCAUCGACCUGCUUGAUUGAGGACCCCAAAUCCAAAGAUUUUGAAUGCUCCCAAUAAAAGCAGCAGGAGAGUAGAAGGCUUGAGAUUAGAGGAUGACGGGUUUUCAGGAAAUCUUUAAAACCAGUGGCAAGCCAUAAGCAGUGCUGAGCCGAGUGCCAUUGUAAGAAGCUUGAUAGUUAAGCAUAUUAGAAAAAGAUGAACCUGCACUUGGAAUAUUCCAGCAUGCGUAAAGGAAAAUGCUCCUUUCCUAACCUUCCGGUGGUUUUCUCUACUGGUAAAAUAGACCCGGAUUCCACAAUACAGAAAUUUAAUUUGGAGGCUCAGCCAGAUCUCAGGGCUCACUUGACAAUAAGGUUACACAUAGGUCCUCGGGAGGCUUCCAGAUGCUCCCUAAGCUUGCUUGAAUUUGGUUGUACAACAGUUCUGUCCAUCAAUAAAUUUAUUUGGUGAUCAUG
Molecule: messenger RNA, 7225 nt
Organism: Monodelphis domestica (gray short-tailed opossum)
Lineage: Eukaryota; Metazoa; Chordata; Mammalia; Didelphimorphia; Didelphidae
Source: RefSeq, a predicted model, not a curated record